AUGGUGCACCACACCAAGUUCCUCGCCCAGACCGUGAUGGUCCCAGGUGGAGAUGUGGAGCUGGCCUUCACCAGAGUCCUCACUGUGGAUGGAAUUAUCGACCACGUUAAGCGCAAGCGGUAUUAUGAGAAGCCGUGCCAGAAGAGGCGGCGGGAGGCCUACGAAGCAUGCCAGAGAAUCUAUAACUCUGAAAUGGGCAGAAAGAUCAACUUCCUGAUGAGGAAAAACCACCCGGAUCCUUGGCUCGGUUGCUAA
This is a messenger RNA of Pantherophis guttatus, 255 nucleotides long. The record is from RefSeq and is a predicted model, not a curated record. Lineage: Eukaryota; Metazoa; Chordata; Lepidosauria; Squamata; Colubridae.